CUGCUGUCCGCCCGCUCCAUUUCCGAGGCGAAGGUAGAUCGGCGGCGGCGGCGCGAGGAGGGGAGGGAGGGAGGGGAGGCGGGCAAGAUGAGCGGGAGCGGCGUGGCGAAGAAGGUGGCGGGCGCCGCGGCGAAGGCCGGCAAGGCGAUCGACUGGGACGGCCUGGCCAAGAUGCUCGUCUCCGAGGAGGCCCGCAAGGAGUUCGCCACCCUCCGCCGCACCUUCGAGGACGUCAACCACCAGCUCCAGACCAAGUUCUCGCAGGAACCCCAGCCAAUUGACUGGGAGUACUACAGAAAAGGAAUUGGAUCAAAAGUUGUCGAUAUAUACAAGGAGGCCUACGAAAGCAUAGAGAUCCCCAAGUAUGUUGACACUGUUACUCCUCAGUACAAGCCAAAGUUUGAUGCUCUGUUGGUAGAGAUGAAGGAAGCGGAAAAGGCAUCACUGAAGGAAUCAGAGAGGAUAGAGAAGGAGAUUGCUGAAAUGAAGGAGAUGAAGAAAAAGAUCAGCACGAUGACCGCAGACGAGUACUUUGCGAAGCACCCUGAACUCAAACAGAAAUUUGAUGAUGAGAUCCGCAAUGAUUACUGGGGAUACUAAGACGCAGCAGGUCUUCCAUGUCACCAUUCUUUUGAACAUCUAAUAAUACAUCUUUUUUACCUUAAUGCGCAUGGAAGUUGACCAUCCAAACUUGAAUCACAUAGCGAGUGGUUGGGAGGCACCAAAAUUCCAACUAACUUGGCUGUUCUUGUACCAUGAUCAGACCUAUCAUUUUAAGGUUCAACAGUUUCUGUCAUAAAAAAAUUAGUUUUCGCUUCUGGGUUCGUAAAACUGAUACUAAAAUUUCUUCUGGCCUUGAUUGCUGCCAUACUU
Molecule: messenger RNA, 873 nt
Organism: Panicum virgatum (switchgrass)
Lineage: Eukaryota; Viridiplantae; Streptophyta; Magnoliopsida; Poales; Poaceae
Product: ATP synthase subunit d, mitochondrial-like
Exons: 5
Coding region: 88-600 (170 amino acids)
Biological process (GO): proton motive force-driven ATP synthesis
Molecular function (GO): proton transmembrane transporter activity
Source: RefSeq, a predicted model, not a curated record